UGCCUAGGUAUUCUUUUUAAGGGGUAUUUGUAUCCAAUGCAAUGUUGUUUUGGAUUGUCUUUCAGUAGAAUAGCCUGAAACCUUCAUUUGCUAAGCUUGUGAGCUGAGUAGAAUAGCCUGAAACCUUCAUUUGCUAAGCUUGUGAGCUGAAUUCACUGAGACCAACUCUCCUCUUUUUGGUUCCUUUGUGAAAUUGUAUCAAAUGCAAUGUUUUGAUUUGUUCUCCUGAAACAUUGCCUGAAAUCUUAGCUUACUGAGUUUAUGAACUACAUCAGAUGCAAGAGUGCGGCUAAAAAAGAGAAAGGAUUUAAUCAAAAUGGCAGCAAUUUACAGCCUUUACAUCAUCAAUAAAUCAGGAGGGCUUAUUUUCUACAAGGAUUAUGGUUCUGCUGGAAGAAUGGACACAAAUGAUACUUUGAGAUUGGCAAGUUUAUGGCAUUCGAUGCACGCAAUCUCUCAGCAGCUGUCCCCGAUUCCUGGUUGCUCCGGCAUUGAACUCCUUCAAGCUGAUACUUUCGAUCUGAAUUGCUUCCAAUCUCUUACUGACAUUGUAAUUGCAGGGACAAAAGUUUUUGUGGUCAGUGAACCUGGAACUCUGCAUAUGGAAUAUCUCUUGAAGUACGUUUACGAAUUAUACACUGAUUAUGUCUUGAAGAACCCCUUCUAUGAAAUGGAAAUGCCAAUCCGGUGUGAACUCUUCGACAUAAAUUUAACACAGGCAGUUCAGAAAGAUCGGGUUGCCUUAUUGGGCAGAUGAACUUCUGAAGCUCAUAUGACACAUGUUGUUAGCCUAUGAUUCUGUAAAUUUUUCCGGAUAAGUUCCAUUAGAUACAUGUGCAAUGUGUGUUUCUUUAUUGUUCUGGAAUAAAUAGUAUACAUGGUAAAUCA
This is a messenger RNA of Nicotiana tabacum (common tobacco), 888 nucleotides long. The record is from RefSeq and is a predicted model, not a curated record. Lineage: Eukaryota; Viridiplantae; Streptophyta; Magnoliopsida; Solanales; Solanaceae.